Thamnophis sirtalis is the source of this 2467-nucleotide messenger RNA. NCBI's taxonomy places the organism in Eukaryota, Metazoa, Chordata, Lepidosauria, Squamata, Natricidae. The record is from RefSeq and is a predicted model, not a curated record.
UCAGAUAUUGAGGGUGGCUGGUUUCAGGCUCCCAAGGGCAGGGCUCCCUUGAGUGGCCUUUUCCGUCGUAGGGAAGUGAAUCCACGGGGCGAAUUUUCUGCCUUCGCUGGAGAUGGGUCCCCUGGGAAGGAAGGCUGGGCUGCCCCCACUCCCUCUCCCCGAUCAGCGGCCGGGCUUCGGUCUGGGAAUACAGGAAGGCAGCUGAGACUAACCCCUGGCUCUUUCUUUCUUUCCAUCAAGGAUGAACCUGUCUCAAGGAAAGGCCGUUCUCUUAUGGAUGUUCUUGCUCGCUCUUUUCUCGCUGGCCUUUUUCACCUACCUGGACAGAUCCAGAAGCUGGAAGAAACCUGGAGAAACCCAGACCAGGCAACCCCCGCGGCAGAGACCGGGCACAGGAGAUGCCAAUUCAACCAAGGAACCGAGAGGGAUUCCGCUGAGCAGCUGGUUUCACCCAAGCGCACGGACAGAGGUGCCCACGUUGAGCCCGUGGUCAGCCCCCAUCGUGUGGGACGGGACAUUCGAAAGCGCCACCCUCCAUUAUCACUACAGGCAGCAGAAGGUCACCGUGGGACUGAGCGUUUUCGCCAUUGGGAAGUACUUGGACAAAUACUUGAAGGACUUCUUGGUUUCCGCCAACUCCUUCUUCAUGGCGGGCCAGAAGGUCAUCUUCUACAUCGUUGUUGAUGACCUCUCCAAGGUGCCUGAGGUCAGGCUGGCCCCCCAGCGGACGCUGAAGCUCUUCCGGGUGGAGCAGCACGACCGCUGGCAGGACAUCAGCAUGAUGAGGAUGAGGACCAUCGCGGAGCUGAUCGAAGAGACCAUCCGCUUCGAGGUGGACUUCCUCUUCUGCAUGGACGUCGACCAGACCUUCCAGAGCCACUACGGGGUGGAGGCCCUGGGCACGUCCGUGGCCCAGAUCCACGCCUGGUUUUACCACAGGGGCCGGAGCCAUUUCACCUACGAGAGGCGCCCCGAGUCGGCCGCUUACAUCUCCUACGACGAGGGGGACUACUACUACCACGGAGCGGUCUUUGGGGGCACGCCGCUGCAGGUGCUGAACCUCACCCGCCAAUGCUACCAGGGCAUUCUGCAGGACAAGGAGAGGAAGGUGGAGGCCAUCUGGCACGACGAGAGCCACCUCAACAGGUACUUCCUGCUCAACAAGCCCACCAAGCUGCUCUCCCCGGAGUACUGCUGGGACUACAAGAUCGGCAGGGACCAGAACAUCCAUAACAUCAAGCUGUCCUGGAAGCCUAAAGAAUACCACCAGGUCAGAGGCAACUCUUGACCUGCCCCAAGGCCUUGCGCGGACCAGAGCUGGCUUGCAGCCAUGGACACAUGGGCCUCACUCCCUCACCCCCCGCAGAAGGGCACAGCUGGGGGCACAGCUGGCAACAGAAGCGUCCAGCUGCCUUCAGCCACCUCCUACGGCCCCCUUCGUUUCCCUCGACACCGGGCCUCUGUGAGUCCCUCUCUGUUCUCCCACGUUAUGUAGGACAACCUGUGGUGGGGCUCCCUUCCUCUUGCUCUGAGAGAGAACCGGAGCUGGGCCUCAUCGAGACUUCAACCUCCCUCUGCCUUUCAGCCCCAGAACAAGGGAAUGUAGACCAAACACCUCGGGCCUCCCCCGUCCUUCCUUUUAGAUUUUGCACCGGUUCUCCAACUUUGGGGGGCAUGGAACUUUUCGGCUCCCCCCUCAAGUGGCCGGGUUUGCGAGACUGCCCUUCUCUCUUGGCAAGGCUCCUGUUGGGCACGCAGAGACCGUCCCUGGUGAGCCCAAGAUAGGGCACCAGGGCAGGGCAGGAUUUCACCCCACACAGGAAGGGAAGUCAGGGAUGGGAAGCAAGAGGACACCCCCUCCCACACACAGGAAUCCAGGAGGUGGCCAAUGUUGACAAGCAGGAAGCCCCCAGGCCCUCUUUUCAGAUUCUCCAGAUCUCCUGGGGGAAUCUCCUCCGAUGGGCUUCAGGGAGCCACGCUAAGCCGAUGGGUCAGGAUCUCCUGGCUUUAUCCUCCCCAAAGCUUCGUUUUCCAAAAUGGGGAUUCCCCCCACCCCACCUGUGGACAAAUAUGCAGGUAGAAACACACCAGGUGGGUAUUUAUCCUUCCAACUCACCCAAGUUGGCGGAACAAAAGCUCUGCUUUUUGUUCCUGUGCCGCUCCAGAGGACGGAGGGGGUGUUUUGUCCCGCUGGCACCUGCCAAGGUGCCCGACUCCCCUUUUGUUUGUUGAAACACCUGCCUGCCGGCUCCCUUUCCGAGCUCAUUUGCACACGCCGUGUCCUGCUGUGCCUCGCCUGCGUUGAUGGGCUCUAAAAUUAGAUGUCGGCCCUUCCGUCCGUCCUUUCCCUUUUAUAGCUUAAAGACGGGCUUCUCCUCGCCCCUGUGGGCACAAAGAUUCGGCCUGGCCUGCAUGGGGACGCUGUGUGAGCUAAAGAGGGAACUCAAGUCCUGGGGCUGCCCCACAG